AUGAAGUACGCCGAGCCCUGGAUCUAUGGCACUGUACGGGGCAUACCGGCGCGGCCCUCCUACGGCUACCAUCACCAUCACCAGCAUCCCCAUGCGGCGGCCAUCUUUGCCACGGACGGGGGCGGCGACUCGCCCCUGAGGGGGGCCCUGGCAGUGGUGAUCUGUUCGUGCGCCGAGUAUCUGAAUGGCACGAAACGUGACGUGAAGAAGGCGAGCAAGGAUCCCUACGACCUGAUGCGACGCACGCGACUCCUAUCGCCGGAGCCGAGUGCCAGUGUCACCAGCAAGGACUCCCCCAGCAAGGAGGGAAAGUCACGUAGCCGCGAAACGGCCACGGUGUCCACAACGAGGGGUCGCACCCGGACCAGGGCACCGCUGCCCCCGGUAAAGGCAGCAACAGCAGCAACCUCUGCGGCACCAGAACCCGCCGACUGCUGGCUAAUGGAGGACAACGAUGCACUGCUUCAGAGCAGCGGUCUCCAAGGGAGAGCCUCCAGCGCCGGCAGCAGUCGCCGCUCCAUCCUUCGCUGCAACCUGAACGACGACGAGCUGGAGCGCCAGCGGAGCGAGCAGCGGGAGAAGGGGAAGCGCAAGAAGUUCUAUGGGAACAAUGUGGCGGCCAUUGCCGGCCAGAGGAUUAGCCUGGGCAAGGAGAAGCCCAUAGCAAUCGAUCCGUCCGAUUCGAGUGACAGCUAUGAGCGGAUCAUUAUCGCCUCCGCCUCCGCCACCGCCACCUCCUACUCCUGCUCUUCGGCGGAAGCGGUGGCGCAUUCAGCUCCGCCGCCUGUGGUGGGGCCGCGACGUCCGCCCCGCAAUAAAAAAGCUGAUGAGACGGCAGCCAGCCACCCGGAAGCGCCUUUAGCUGCAAUAAUGCCUGUAACUCCUUCAAGGGCGACACCAACUGACGAUGAGAAUGAUGAAGAGAACGAUGAUGGUAACGAUGGCUCCGCGAUGGCCUUUACAGUGCUCACUGUGACGCCCACAAUGCCGGCCAUCAAGUCCAUACUGAAGCGCCGUCCGUCGACACUGGAGUUGCCUUCAGUGCAGUCUCCGCCGCCUCCCGCCGUCCUCCUGCCCGACGGUGGAGUGGCGCCAGUGCUGACGCCUUCGGGCAAGUCACAGUUCUACAUUCCGACGCCAACGAAGGCGACAGCUGCCACGCCCACGGCCACAGCUGCAACAGCAACAGCGAUGGCGAUGGCGAUGGCAACAUCAACACCUACACCCACACCCACGUCCAGUGGCACACCAGGAGCGAAUGGUGCGACGAUGACGCCAACAUCCACAUCGAGUUCACGCAAAAAAGUGCAAUUUAUGGUCGAGGAUAAAAUCAUAGCCACGACAACGGAUACGGCGGCGACAACUGAUGACAGCAGCGAUGCCAGCAAUGCCAGCAAUGCCAGCAAUGCCUUUGUUGGCCCAGCCACUGGGGCGGGAUCUGCUGCUGACGAAGCAACAACAACCAGGACAAACUAUGAGUACUACAAUCGCAAGAGAAAUGCAACAGCAGCAGCAGCGGCGGCGACAGCGGCAGUAGGGAGAGCAGCAGCAGCAGCAGCAGCAGCGGCGGCGGCACAGCAGGAGACAUUUGCGGCUGACGUUGAUGAUGAGCAUAACUUUACAACUUCCGCUGAACCAACAGCAACAGCAGCAGCAGCACCAUCAGCAGUGACAGUGGCAACAGCAACAGCAACAGCAGCAGCAGGAACAGCAGCAACAGCAACAGCGUUGCACAUUAAGCCGGAUAGUUUGCAUUAUGAAGAUGUGCUGCCGCCGCUGCUGUCCGGGCAUCAAAUAUUUGACAAGAGCAACAGCGACAGGAGCAGCGAACCAGCAACUGAAAUGCUGCCAAAAUUAUUAUUGCCAGCGGAGGAGGAUCCAGCAGCAACAGCGGCAUGCCACUCGGGCAUGGGGUCCCCGCAUGUGACUGCAACUGCUGUCAGCAGCGUUUUGCCAGACGGCACCGCCACGACAGCAGCAACAGCAGCAAAAGCAGCAGGAGUGGCCCAAGGAGCAGCAACGGCAAACCAAAAGACGACAGCAGCAAAUCGCGAUUAUGACGAUGAUGACGAGCACAACGACAAGGACGAGAGCAACGACAACAGCCACAGCAGCAGCAGCAGCACCAGAAGAAGCAGCUACAGCAACAGCAACAGCAACAACAGCAACAGCAACGACAACAACGACAUGAAUGGCCAUGGGAUGGAGGACAAGGGCGAAGAGAAGAGGGUGGCAAGGCAGAAGGAUGCGCCUGCCAGGCCUGCGGCAAGUCAAAAGCGUGCGGCACAAACGACACAAUCGCGAAAUCCCAUCAGACGGGCGCACAGCGAACGGCAUUUGUCGACCGCGCCCAUCACCGCCUCCACCGCCGCCACCAACACCGCCACCGCCACGGCCACGGCCGCCAGGAACUCCAUCGCCAGCGCCAGCACCAGCACCAGCACCAGCUCCAUUUCGAAGACGACAACAUCGCCGCAUCCUCGCUCCUCGGCCCCAGCGAGUGGGCCACAGAAUGUCAUUUUAAAUUUUAAGGACACAAUGGCGCUGCGCAUAAAAAGCAACCGCAGCGACUCGAGAGAUUUAUUUCAAAGGCGUCCGACAGAGCCGCCUCCGCCGCCACCCGCAUCGCCCCCCAAGGCACUGACGGAGCCACUGACGGAGACCGCAAAAGGAUUAGAGCUUCCGCCACACGGAAUCAAUAAGUCAGUACCGACUAUGACUCCGACUCCGACUCCGACUCCGGCUCCGGCCCUGAUUCUGACAUCGACUCCGGCACAGCUUCGGCAGAAGCAACAGCAGCAACAGAGGACUGUCGUGCGGGUGGCGCCCUUUAACCAGAGCGGGGAGGGAGCCCACGAAGUGCAUCGCCUGAAAAUCUCGCACAGCGAGGAGGAUGACGAAACCUAUCCGCACACGGAUGUGGGCGUGCAACUGCGCCGCAAGCCGAGCACCAGGCUGCACCUCUCGCCCGAGGAGGAGGCGACUCCCAAGAAGACGUCGAUACUGAUUAGCGGCGAUGACUGCUACUCGACAAUGAAUCUCAGUGCGGACGCGGCCCAGCCCCUGUACCAGUCCUCGGUGGUGGUCAACAGCCAGGCGGUGAGCACCGGCGGGGUGUGCAUCAACGUGAGCAGCGCCGAGGAGGAGGAGCAGCAGCUGAAUCACCUGAAUACGAUGCGGAGCCAGCAGAUGAUGGGCACGGGCCUGGGCACGGGCACGGGCAUCGCCAUCAUACCCAUCCGCAGCAGCGAGAUCAACUUGCAGCGAUCCGUGUCGUGCAUCUCCUCCACCUCGAGCAGCUCCACGUCCAGCAGUGGCAGCUCCAGCGGCAGGGGGCGCACCCUCAUCCGCCUGGACUACGAGAGGGAGAGGACUGGGGCGGGCACCAGCACAACGCCCAUCAAUACGCCGCCGGCCAUCAGCUCGACGCCAGCCACGCCGCCGCCGCCGUCGCCGACCGACAGCUCGAGUCCGAGUCCUCUCGUGCAGCACGAGACGGAGCUGCUGAAGAUCCUGCGGAAUCCCGUGGAGGCAGUGAAGCGCAACCUGGUGCCCCACGUGUGCGGCCUGCGCUCGGCGGGUGGCGACACCGGUCGCGCCAAGAAGAUGCAGGAUGCCGUGACGACGAUUGUGCCGCGCAGCUGCCCCAAGGAGGGCAGCUUCAUAGCCAAGCUGCUGCAGGACCCGAUGCUGGGCCAGGUGGCCGAGGGCCUGGAGACGGAGACGGUGGCCGAGCUGAUCGAGAACUCGCUGCAGCGGCUGCAGCAGGCGCGCCAGGCCAUCGACAUGAGCGGCACCAAAGACCACGACGACAUGAAUCGUCUGAUCAGCGCCUCGCUGCAGCGGAUCCGCUCCGAGCGGACUACCAAAGAGGAGGAUCGCCUCUCCAAUCGGGGCAGCAUCAGCUCCGCCAACAGCUUCGCCUCCGCCCACAACUACGAGCUGUUUGACUUUGCCGGCGGCAACGAGUCCGACUGCUACCAGAGCUGCUCCAGCGUGCUCACCGCAUCCGGAAUCCUCGAGGAGGAGCAGGCGCAGCAGCCUCAGCCUCAGCCUCAAAAGGAACCCGAGCUGGAGGCCGAGCCGGAGCUGGAUGCAGCCACACGAGCCAAGUUCUAUCAGCUGCUGGUGGAUGCCACUCUCGCCGAGAUCGAGCACUCGACGCACACGGAGCCGGGGGUGGAGGCCGAGCACCACUACGAGUCCAUCCGGCUCAAUGGGGAUCCCAUCUACGAGGAGAUCAACGAAAAGCCGCCGCCACUGCCGCUCUCCGCACCGCCCCUGAACGAUGCCGAGCUGGAGAAGAAGGCGGCCCGGUCAAUCUUCGAGGGCGCCUCCAAGUACGACAUCCUCUCGUACCUGGUGGACGCCAAGGAGCGGGGCCUGGCCCGCGAGGAGAGCUUCGACUACAGCAACAACCCGAAGAUCAUCGAGGAGGAGGCCACGGACACGCUCAGCGAGCUGGACAAGCGCGUGGAGGACCGGGACAGUGGCCAGAGCAACAUGAACUCCCUGUCGCCGCCACCGCACAGCUUCAUAUGCGGCGGCGGCGGCGGCGGCGGUGGCCUGGGCGGCGGAGGCAAGUGCGGCAGCGACGUGGAGCGGCAGGACUCCGGGGUCGGCUCGGAGACGAGCAAAUCGUCGCGCAGCAAGUACCAGGCCACGCCCACCGUGCUGCACCUGUGCGAGGACUGCGACGGAGCGGUGGAGAUGCAGGUGGGGGAGGCGGGCGUGCUGUACGCGCCGCUCGUGUGCCGCAAGUGCGGCAAGAAGCGGGUGGAGCGCAAGGAGAUCAUCACGGAGAUUGUGGAGACGGAGGAGAAGUACGGCCGCGACCUGCAGAUCAUCCUCGAGGAGUUCUGCCACCCGAUGCUGGUGGCCGGCCUGCUCACCCAGGAGCAGCUCUCCGCAAUCUUCCUCAACACGGAAGACUUGCUCGAGAACAAUCAGACGCUGGCGGAGCGGAUGCGCGACGCCCUGGACAUGUCCCUGGAGCAGGGCGACGACGACCUGCUGACGGUCAACAUCGGACGCAUCUUCCUCGACUUCACGCAGAUGCUGCACGCCUUCGAGAGCUACUGCGUCCGGCAGGCGGGUGCCAGCCUGCUGCUGGCCAACCUCGAGAAGGAGAAGGAGCUGUUGCGCAUCUUCCUGAAGGUCUCCCAGAUGGAGAACGCCGUACUGCGGCGCAUGAAUCUCAACUCCUUCCUGAUGGUGCCCGUCCAGCGCGUGACCAAGUACCCCCUGCUGCUGGCGCGUCUCUACAAGGUGACGCCCUCGCAAAUCGACGGACGUGAGCUGCUGAAGCAGGCCCAGGAGAAAAUCGAGCUGCACUUGAACCACAUCAACCAGGAGGCCAAGGAUGUGCCCACCAAGCUCUGGCGCCGCAUCAGCUCCUCCAGCCCCAACCGGCGGGCCUCCUGCGAAAUUGAUAUGAUAAACAUCAAGCUGCGCAAAAUGGCCAUCGACGUGCUCGAGUGGAAUCACGAUGAGGUCCGCUUCGCCAUGGAGGGCAAGCUCCUCUACACCCAGCCGACGGACAGCAACUGGAAGAAGGCGCGCACCAUCAAGCUCACGCCGGUCAACGCUCUGCUCGUGACCAAUGGCAAGCCAAGUGCCAAUUAUAGGGCAGAGAAGGCCAUGUCGGAUAAACUGAAUUUCCCGAAGCACACGGGCAUACGAGAGGCCUCCCUGCUGCUGGUGAAGGAGAAGUGCGGACGCUACACGCUGAUCCGGGAGCCCCUCUAUCUGGACAGAUGUGUGGUGUGCAGCGAAGCGGAUUGGGAUGAUUAUUUCGAAGUGCAGGAAAUUUCAUCGAAGGACACAUUCAUAUUCAAAGCCGAGGAUGGGGUACGGACCAAGCAGUGGUACACUCAGAUGCAGUACCAUGCCCAGGGCAUGGGGGCGUGGCGCAAGCGAAGAAACGCCCUGGCCAACAUCAUGAUCAACGGAAUGCUGGCCCGCAGCUAGCAGGAGUCCAUCCCGUCCGGUCAGGACCCAUCCUUCAGCAAACCGCAGCACAGCACAGCACAGCACACACGCGUGAAACCACAUUCUGCCGGUGCGACAGAUGAUGAUGGAUAACAUACACAUACACUCCCACACAUACACAUACAUAUACGUACGAGUAGGAGUACGAUUACGAUUACGAACAAUAACAAUAACAAUGGCAUAACAAUAAAACUGAACAAUUGGUUAUGCAUUUAAUAAUGUAUUUAUGCGCUAUUAACCAACAAGCAAUUUCGUAAUUAUUUUUUAAGUGAUAAACAAUUGAAUCGAGCACGCAUAACGCUAGUUAGUGUCUACAUAAUACCUAUGCCUACAUAUGCCUACACCUAUA
Messenger RNA from Drosophila persimilis, 6340 nucleotides. RefSeq lists its product as uncharacterized. Gene Ontology annotation, molecular function: guanyl-nucleotide exchange factor activity. Gene Ontology annotation, biological process: positive regulation of Rho protein signal transduction. The record is from RefSeq and is a predicted model, not a curated record. The coding region runs from base 1 to 5970 and encodes 1989 amino acids. Lineage: Eukaryota; Metazoa; Arthropoda; Insecta; Diptera; Drosophilidae. The transcript is spliced from 7 exons.